AUGGAAGCUGUCGAGAAAAACAUUGCCACUGCAUCAGAUGUAACAAAAACUGUGAACCACCCGUCUUUCAAGAAAAUUGGAGCGCCUGUUUCUUCCUUAUUCCCAUCUGGUAGGGUAAAGGCUGCAGCAAACACAACUGUUGCAAUUAAGGUUGUCACAACCAUGCAAGAAGUUGCCGUGUCCUUCAUUCACUUUUCACCAGUUUCCCGUAACUUCUCGUGCUCAUUCGACACAGCAACUUCUUGCAUGGUUGUGACAACCUUAAUUGCCACAGUUGUGUUUGCUGCAGCCUUUACCCUACCAGAUGGGAAUAAGGAAGAAACGGGCGCUCCAAUUUUCUUGAAAGACAGGCGGUUCACAAUUUUUGUUACAUCUUAUGUAGUGGCAAUGUUUUUCUCGACAGCUUCCAUAUUGAUGUUCUUGUCUAUCUUAACUUCACGCUAUGGAGAAGAUGGUUUUCUAUUUACAUUACCGGCAAAGUUGAUAGUUGGACUAAUUACGCUCUUUGCUUCAAUCGUUUGCAUGGUCUUAACAUUUAGUGCAACCUUCUUUUUGGUCUACGAUGAAGAAAAUGAAGGGACAUUGCAAAAAAUUGUUGAUGGUCUUACUUUGCUUCCAAUCACUUUAUAUGCAGUGCUAAAUUGUUGGUUAUAUGCCUUGCUUUGCUUCAAAAAAUUUAUGUUGAGUGGAUUAGUGAAAUUCAUAAUCUACAAUUGGAGCACCCGCCUUUCAAGAAAAUUGGAGCGUCUAUUUCUUCCCACCUGGUAG
Molecule: messenger RNA, 768 nt
Organism: Fraxinus pennsylvanica
Lineage: Eukaryota; Viridiplantae; Streptophyta; Magnoliopsida; Lamiales; Oleaceae
Source: the annotation of a GenBank genome assembly